GCCUGCCCUUCUCAUUGCAGACGUUGGGUGAUGCCUCCUUUCUCACCACCAGCGUGGGCCGUGGUUUCCAAGUCUUCGAGUGCGAAAAACUGCGCUUGGCGUACAUCGGACCGCGCUUCAACGAGAAGGUCCGCGCGCUCAUCACUGUGGGGGAAACCAUCAUCACUGCACUGAAGCAG
Molecule: messenger RNA, 179 nt
Organism: Durusdinium trenchii
Lineage: Eukaryota; Dinophyceae; Suessiales; Symbiodiniaceae
Source: the annotation of a GenBank genome assembly